This is a messenger RNA of Perognathus longimembris pacificus (Pacific pocket mouse), 1245 nucleotides long. RefSeq names its product malate dehydrogenase 2 (gene Mdh2). Gene Ontology annotation, cellular component: cytoplasm; mitochondrion. The transcript is spliced from 9 exons. Lineage: Eukaryota; Metazoa; Chordata; Mammalia; Rodentia; Heteromyidae. The coding region runs from base 92 to 1108 and encodes 338 amino acids. Gene Ontology annotation, biological process: tricarboxylic acid cycle; malate metabolic process. Gene Ontology annotation, molecular function: L-malate dehydrogenase (NAD+) activity. The record is from RefSeq and is a predicted model, not a curated record.
GCACUAAGGCUAGCGGCGCGGCGCAGCGUGGAGGUCGUUGGAGUCACCGCCCCGCCGCCAGCUCCGCACCUGCCUGCCGCUCGCCUCUGUCAUGCUGUCCGCCCUCGCCCGGCCGACCGGCGCCGCUCUCCGCCGCGGCUUCAGCACCUCUGCCCAGAACAAUGCUAAAGUAGCUGUUCUUGGGGCUUCUGGAGGAAUCGGGCAGCCCCUUUCCCUUCUCCUGAAGAACAGUCCCUUAGUGAGCCGCUUGACCCUCUACGACAUCGCCCACACGCCGGGGGUAGCCGCAGACCUGAGCCACAUCGAGACCAGAGCAAAUGUGAAAGGUUUCCUCGGACCUGAGCAGCUGCCAGAGUGUCUGAAAGGAUGUGACGUGGUGGUGAUCCCAGCCGGAGUCCCCAGAAAACCUGGCAUGACUCGGGAUGACCUGUUCAACACCAACGCCACCAUCGUGGCCACCCUGGCUGCUGCCUGUGCCCAGAAUUGCCCUGAAGCCAUGAUCUGCAUCAUUGCCAACCCAGUCAACUCCACCAUCCCAAUCACGGCUGAGGUAUUCAAGAAGCAUGGUGUGUACAACCCGAACAAGAUCUUUGGCGUAACCACCCUGGACAUCGUCCGUGCCAACACGUUUGUGGCAGAGCUGAAGGGUUUGGAUCCAGCUCGAGUCAACGUUCCUGUCAUCGGUGGCCAUGCUGGGAAGACCAUCAUCCCCCUCAUCUCCCAGUGCACUCCCAAGGUGGACUUCCCCCAAGACCAGCUGGCGGCACUCACCGGGCGGAUCCAGGAAGCUGGCACAGAGGUGGUGAAGGCCAAGGCUGGAGCAGGCUCUGCCACCCUGUCCAUGGCCUACGCUGGCGCCCGCUUCGUCUUCUCCCUGGUGGAUGCGAUGAAUGGGAAGGAAGGAGUUGUGGAGUGCUCCUUUGUGAAGUCGCAGGAGACAGACUGCACCUACUUCUCCACGCCCCUGCUGCUGGGGAAAAAGGGCCUGGAGAAGAACCUGGGCAUCGGCAAGGUGUCUCCAUUUGAGGAGAAGAUGAUCUCUGAAGCCAUUCCCGAGCUGAAAGCCUCCAUCAAGAAGGGAGAGGACUUUGUGAAGAACAUGAAGUGAAUGUGGCACCAGAGGCCGGGCAUGGCACCUCUGUCUUCUUGCUCGAUGAUGGCUGUUAGCAUCACCCUCCUUUUCAGAUUGUGACUGGUCUGUUUGUUCAACAAUAAAACAGACUUCGAUUUUCUUUUUCAGGUGAA